AUGUCAAACGAUAUUAAAAGUUUAGAUGGCUACUUUCAUCAGUGUUACCGACCGGAUUAUAGUUUAGCCAUAUUGAAGCACAAUUGUCGCAUCAGUAUUUUCGGUGUAUUUGAUAUUCAGAUACUCUUUGGUAAAGUAGUAUCACGUGGUUAUGAGUUUGAACCUGGUGCUUAUGCAGAAGAACGGUUUAUCAAAAUUGCAGCACCGUAUUCGAUUGGUCCUCCAGCGCAAUUUGUUUCAUUUCAAGAUAAUCUUUUCAAUCUGCAUCGUGUGAAAUGGCGACUGAAAGAGCUAACAAAUGCAGUGGAUUCGAUAUUGAAAGAAUUCGAAAAUGGUGAUAGUGUGCUGCUUUUUCGGUUUAAUUUUUCAAAGAUUUGUGCUUGUCUUCGUGAACUUCAUGGUCAGAUUUUUUUCCUGCCAUCGAACUACAAUGAAUGUUAUUCAGUGGGACCGCUAUGUAGUGCACUUCAAAUAAGAUAUCCACCUCUUUAUAGUGGUAGAACUGCUGAAAGCAUUUCUCAAUUGAUGGAACAAAUCUUAAAUGAAUCGCAAAAAGGAAAAAGAAAUAUAACAAUGGUUAUAGGAAAUAAAAACACAGGAAAAUCGAUGCUUACUCGAGUAUUAGCUAAUUCAGUUCUUGGAAAGGGACGAUCGCCUCCGUAUAUUCUGGACUGUGAUGUUGGACAACCAGAAAUGAAUCCACCAGGAAGUAUUUCAUUAUUAAAGGUCACCUCACCACUUUUAGGUGCUCCACCAUUUCAACAACGAAUCCUUCUGUCUGAUACUUAUUUUUACGGAAAGAUUUGUGUAAACGAUGAUUCAAGUUCAUAUUUGGUGAUUCUUCGGAAAUUGUUGGAUUGUUUUUUGAAUGAUAGCCUUUCAUCAUCUCCGCUUUUCAUUAAUACUUGUGGAUGGGUUGAAGGGAAAGGUGCUUCACUUUUGGAUGAAAUGUUAGAAUUGUUUGAUCCCGAUUUUGUGUUCACGUUCGUUGAUUCAACAGGAUCCAAUUACAUGGUAAAGCAAUCUGUUAUGAAUGGAAAUGCAAAACCACUUGUAUUUUAUGGCGAUGCUAUAGAAAAACCCAUGCAUAUGAUCUACUCUUCUUCUGUUUUACGAAGUCUUCGAAUAACAGCAUAUAUGGCAGAAUUAUGUCCUAUUCCAACGUUGAAAUCGUUUGCCGAUGCAGCUCCUUCCGCGAUAUUAUUCCGCGAUGUAGCAGUACUGAUACAUACAAACGAACCAUUCCCUUCAAAUCAUAUAUUUGCCGUUUUGAAUUGUACUUUUGUCGCUCUUUGUGUCCAUAAUUCUAUUAAUCAUUCGGAAGAGGAUAAAAGAUUGUUCGAUGAUCAAGAUAUGCCGAUUUUGUUAAAUCCAGAUAAGAUAGAUGCAUUACGCGUCGUUGGUUAUGGAUUUAUCAGGGCAAUUGAUCUGGAGGAGCGCAUGUUUUUCAUUUCAACACCUCUUGAAUUUUCAGAUCUUCAAGAAGUUAAUGUCUUAGCUCGUGGUUUAAAUAUUGAUCUUCCACAGCAUUUUCUUAUUUCACAGGGUAGAUCUGCGAUACCAUAUGUUGUUCGAGAACGUUCUUCUUCGUUCCACACCGAAUUAUUCAAGGAGUUAAAGAUAAAAUCAGCCUUCCACAGAAAAAGAUUUUUGAGGAUGCAAUCUCAGUUUAUGGUGAAGAAACCGAUGUACAGACCUGUGCAUCGUUUAGUCAAUGUCUAA
Molecule: messenger RNA, 1722 nt
Organism: Brugia malayi
Lineage: Eukaryota; Metazoa; Nematoda; Chromadorea; Rhabditida; Onchocercidae
Gene: Bma-nol-9
Product: Protein C830.03 in chromosome III, putative
Exons: 13
Coding region: 1-1722 (573 amino acids)
Biological process (GO): cleavage in ITS2 between 5.8S rRNA and LSU-rRNA of tricistronic rRNA transcript (SSU-rRNA, 5.8S rRNA, LSU-rRNA)
Cellular component (GO): nucleus
Molecular function (GO): polynucleotide 5'-hydroxyl-kinase activity
Source: RefSeq, a predicted model, not a curated record